AUUCACCUACUCCAGCUCUAAUGCUGGUGCUUUCGCCGUGCGGUCACACUGGCCAAAAUAAAAAAAUUCCGAUUAAAAAUUUUGCUUACAACUUUAGCAGCAACAAGAACGGGUCUUAGAUGUAGCACAUAAGCAGCAAUUAAGUUUAACACUAAACUAAAAUAAUUCAAUGAUAAUGUAAAUAAGGCGACGCAGCACGACGAAACAUAGAGGAAACGGUAGCGAGAACAACAGGAACCAGCCGCUCAGCAAUACCAAGUGCUGCAUUAAGAACUAAUUCAGGACACUCUCGACUUCAUCCAGAACCUGGGGUUAGAUCACUGCCGCUGCUGCCACUAAUAUGCGUGUAAUUGCGCCGCGUAGAUCGUCAACGUCAGCGGCGGGCAGCGGCAGUCUCUACGGCACAUCGUCGGCCGGCACCAGCGGCAACGCCACCAGCGGUAGCUCCAUCAGCCACCACAUCAGCAGCUCCAGUAGCACCACCACCGGCAGUGGUGGGGUGGACCGCUCCAGCGGAGGCGCCACCACGAACGGUUAUUCCCGCUACUCAAGCAGCUACGAUCGCGGCAGCAGCCUGUCCAAGUGGCUGCCCACCUCGACAGGCGGCUCCAACUCGACGUCGGGCUACGGCAGCAGCUACUAUCCCAGCUCGUACUCGACGUACUCCGCCAGCAGCGGCUCCUCCUCCAGCCCCUCGUAUGCGCCGCGCUCCAGCCUGCAAAGGAGCAGCGUUGGGUCCACCUCGUCGUCGUCGUAUCUGAGCGGCGGUUCCGGUACCAGUUCGUCCGCCUAUCGCACCACCUCUUCGUAUCUGAGCGGCUCCAGCUAUGAUUCACCUACGUACAGCCGAUACGGAUUACCGCGCAAAUCGGCCUCCAAGAUUACAACCAAUGGCGAAAGCUUGAGCGGAUCGGCCAAAAGGGAGGAAUACGGCUUGCGGCGUGCUGGUCAAGAUUCCGCCAAGAAGCCACCGAUCAGCGGAGGAGGAAGUGGUGGCCACAAUAGCAGCGGCGGUAUCAGUGGCAAUAGCACUAGCAAUAGCAGUAGCAGUAGCGAUGCCAACAAGCGGCUGUCCAGUUCAUCCUCAUCCCCAUCGCUGGCCCGUUUGGUGGCCACCUCCGGACUGGACAUGUACGAAAAGUACAGUCCGGCCAACUAUAAACCCAACUGUGAACUGUCACGUUCCAGGUCGGGUCAUUCUGAGGCGGAUCUGGAGAAUGGUGGCAAAAAGGAGACGACGCCCACCUGCACAGUGACCCUGGAGCGGCCACGGAGCAGUAGCAGCCGCUACAGCCGCCUCUACAGCAACAGCAGCGAUGCAGGAGGAGGGGACACCACCUCGUCAUCCACGGGCCGACUGGGUUCUUCCGGCAAGUACUCGAUCAACAGCAGCAGCAGCAGCGGCGAUGUGCCCACGGCCACCUUUACACUCCGCAGCAAUCGCACGCGCCGCGGCCAGUUGGAGGAGGCACCCACCAAGAUCACGCAGGCAGAAACGGCUGCGGCUCCACCACCAACACCACCAGCACCGCCACCACCACCACCACCACCACCACCACCACCUCCUCCAACUCCGUCUGCAUCUGCAUCCACAAACGGCUAUAAAACAGGAGGGGAAUCGAAUGGCGGCGGACUGGAGGCCAAACUGAAUGGUCUAUCGCUGCUCUCGUCGGCCUCGGCCAAAAGAAAUGCCAUUUACGAACGAAAUCAGGACACCACCGAUGAUGCAGGUCUCGUUGGCCAGGACAAUAAUGCGGACAAUGCCGAUGUGAGCACCUCGGCCACGUUUAAGCUUAACGACGGCAGCAAGCGUCGAAUGAUGUUAGACAUUAAGAAGACCAGAGGAUUCCAUAAGAUUCCACAAACGUCAAAAUUGCAGCCAGCAACCGGUGGAGCAUCAGUAGUAGCAGCAGCAGCAGCAGCAUCAGCAGCAUCAGCAGCAGCAAACUCCACAGAAGUGCCAUUAGCAGGAGGAUCAGCUUCAGGAGCAGGCGUAACAUCAUCAUUGUCGGGUCGGGGAACCGCCGGCAGUCUAGCCACUCGCCUAAGAAACCCAGUGCAGGGCAAGCACACAACAGUUCCUGGGACCUCGGUGGCUGUGGGCAAGACUCACGCCGCCCUGGCGGCAUCCAAAUACGGCGGAGGCGGCGGAGUAGCAACACAGGUCCGCUCCACGCCGGCGGCGGCAGCAUCAGCAUCGCCAACGACAAGCAAUCAACCCAGCAGCAAUCCGGUGCGGGCGGCCAAUCAGCGAUAUUUCCUAGUGUCCAGCUACAAGGAUCCCACAUUCCUGAAGGCCGAAUGCGAGUUGGCCCAUGCCCAGGUGACAGCCACCAAAGGGAAGAGCACGUCGCAGGCUCACAGGCGGAGUCGGGCAGGUGAGGAUUCGAGGAACAACAACAGCCACAACAACCACAACAACCACAACAACCACAACAGCCACAACAACGGUAGCCGGACAUCAACGCUGGUUGAUAUGCGACGCACGCCCAUGUUCAAUGGCAAUCAGCAACAGCAAGCAACCGCCACCAACAGCACCACCAUCAACAACACCACCAGCAACACCAGCAACGGAGUGCCCAAAUACAGUGCCCGCUCCACGACAGCAACUGCAACUGCAAGUGCAACUGCAACUUCCACGUCUACCAGGAGCUACGGCAAGCUGAAGCCGCUCAACAACAACCAAUCGACCGGUGGAGCAGCUAUGAUGAAUGGCCAUACCACCACCAACAACAAUAACAACAGCAGCAGCAGCAGUAGUAAAAACCACAACAACGGCGGCAACAACAACAUGCAACGUCAGCAACAACAACAACAACAACAACAGCAGCAGCAACACGAUGAUAUUAGCUACAUAGACAGCGAUGAGCCGUCCUUGGCCACUGGUGGCCCAGUUGCAGGCGGCGGACAAGGAGGAGCAGGAGGAGGAGGAGCUACCAAGGCGAGCAUAUGCUACUUCAAGCCCAUCACGCCGCAGCUUCCGCUGCGCCACCAGCAGCACCAGGAGCCACAGCAGCAUCAACCUGGCAACUCGAAGCCAGCCAGCCAUCGCUAUCCGCGGCCCAAGUCCACCAUUAUUUCCUCCGCCCACUCGAAUUUCGCGGCCAGCUACGAGAAGUUUAGUGGCGGAUAUAGGCAGACGAAUGGCGAGGUGAAUCAUCCCCCUGAGAGCAGAAACAGCGGCAGCAAUGCCCGCCGAUAUGGCAUUGAUUCCUUGAGCAUCAAGGCCUCCAUUGAGAAGUUCAACAACCUGAGUGGACAGAAGAGGCAAACUCCGAGCUCUGGGACGGCGGGAAUGGGUGGACCCGGCAGUGUUACAGGGACAACCGGUUCGGGAUCAGGAUCGGGAAUCGGAACCGGAGUCGGUGUCGGCACUAGUCGCAGCCAGCAUGCUUCGCAGGCGGGCGGAAGCAGUGGCAAUCUGCAGCAGCGCUACAGCAGCGACCUGGACAACAUUCGAGUGGCGGCGGGCUAUAGUAGUUCCCUGACCCGAGUGGCCUAUAGAACUACAGCCACAAUGAGCAGUGUUGGCACGGCGGUGGCGGCAACAUCCGGAUUUGGGGGAACCGCCACGGCAGCGGUUUCGCCCAUAAACAAGGUGUCGUCGGUGAGAGGUGCCCACAGCAGCGCACGGCAGCCAAACGAAUGCGAGAGCCUGGCCAAGGCCACCACCAAGGUAAACAACGAUGCAGCAACACCUCAUGUUGCCAGUGCAACACCAGCAACACCAGCCACGUCUUCCGUCUCCACAGCCACAGCCACCGCGACAGCCACAGCCACAGUCACAGCCACAGUCACCGCGACAGCCACAGCCACAGUCACAGCCUCAAGCUCCGCCAGUGAUAGUACGACAGCGAGAAGCGGCGCUGGGAGCAGCGGCAGUGCCCGAAGCGUCCUGCCGCCCAUGACGCCCACGUCGAGUCGCUACUGGGAUCGGGAUCGGGACAGCGGCACCAGCCGCAACAGCGUCAGCACCUCCUCCACCCUCAACUCAUCAUCCCUGAAGCACAACUCGGAUGAUGGCUACAAGAGCGCCUCCUCGUCGCGGGAUGAAAAAUCCGAAGGUCUGUGCGGUCUGCGAAACAUCGGGAACACUUGCUUCAUGAACUCGGUCAUCCAGUGCCUGAGCCAUACCCAAGAGCUGACCCGCUUCCUGCGCUCGCACCAUGGCUCUCGCACAUCCUCCACUAAGGAUCAGCAGAUACUCCACGAAUUUGCCAAACUCAUCCAGGAGAUGUGGACCUCGAAUGUGCACACGGUGACGCCCAUGGAACUGAAGCGUGCCUUCUCCACCAAGCACCGCAUGUACAGCGACUAUAACCAACAGGAUGCGCAGGAGUUCCUGCGCUUCUUUCUUGACUCGCUGCACUCGGCCCUCAAUUCGGGCGUCAAGGGUGAGACGCUCAACAUUGACGAUAAUCUGAGUGACAAUAAAAAGGCGGACCUCACCUGGGAGUGGUAUACGCGGCACGAGAACUCGCUGGUGCGCGACCUCUUUGUGGGUCAGCUUAAGAGCACAUUGAAGUGCACCACCUGCGGCAACACCAGCGUCACCUUCGAUCCGUUCUGGGAUCUGAGCGUACCGCUGCCAUCCUCAUCGCGCUGCAAGCUGGAGGCCUGUCUCGACCUCUUUAUCCGGGAGGAGGUCCUCGACGGCGACGAGAUGCCCACGUGCGCCAAGUGCAAAACGCGGCGGAAAUGCACCAAGAGCUUCACCAUUCAACGUUUCCCCAAAUAUCUGGUUAUACACCUAAAACGCUUUUCGGAGACGCGCUGGAGCAAGCUGUCGAAUAUCGUUGAGUUCCCCACAUCGGACAGCGAGCUCAACAUGGGCUCCUAUGGGGCCAACUCCAACUCGAAUGUGCAUUACUCGCUCUAUGCGAUAUCCAAUCAUAUGGGCUCAACGGCUGGCGGACACUAUGUGGCCCUCUGCAAGCAUCCCGCCUCCCGCAAGUGGCACGAGUUCAAUGAUAAUAUCGUCAGCGAUGCCUUGUCCGAAAACCAUCUCGUUUCAUCCAGUGCCUAUAUACUUUUCUACGAGCGUGCGUAAGGCCCAAUCCGUGCUGUACGGCAACCGUCAAGUGUUAGAGUUAGUUUUGAUUUGCUUUUAAGUAAUAAAAGUGGUAAAUUGGUUCACAUGCAAUUUAACGACGUGUUUCUAAGAGUUUGUUUAUUGGUUGAUCUCGUUCUUAUCCCGCUACCAUGAAUGAGCAGAACAACCAACAAACGAACUCUUAAAAACGCUUCAUGGAGUUGGAUACUACCAACAAAUGUACUUAUUGCAACUUCACUUAAGAGCAAAACAAUACUUACUCUUAACUCAAAGCAGAAACCAAAACAAAAAUGGAGCAAAAGUGCAUACAAAACGAGGAUGAAUGUAUAUAAAAAACGAACUUCGAUUCGAUGGCUGAACAAAACAAGAGAAAGAAAAUGAAAAGAAAAUGAUAUGAAAUGAAAGAGAAAAAGAAAAUGAAAAAGAAACUCCGACGAAAACAAUGAAUCUGUGCAAUAACAAUUUUCGGCAAACCAAAAAACCUCAAGCCCCAGGAUUAAAACAAGAGAUACUAAUACUAACUAGUGACAGGAUAUUCUUUUGUAAGGAUAAACAAUGCAAUCAGCGGCAGCAGAGAUAUAAUGUUUCAAUAUUUCUCUCUUUUUAAGUGUUAUUUAUUAAAACCUAAUUUUCAAUUUGCAUCGCCCCACUCAACCUGUCUCUUUUUUCGCCUGUCGCUCCAUCUCUUUCUCUCUCUCUCUAACUCACGCUAUUGGUUUGCCGAAGGAUAGUGUCCUCUGGUUGUGUGUAAAGAAAAAAACAAACAAACAAAAACGAAACGAAACGUGGAAAGAGAAAACUAAUUAUAUAUUUCAAAUUCGUAUUUCUUGUGCAAUAUAUUUCAUAAAAAAAUAUUAAGAAAAAACAACUGCAAUAAAUACUUAACUAAAAACGAUUAAAACCAAAAAAAAAAAAAAAAAAACGCAAUCGCACUACAAAAACCACACUAGCUAAGAGAAACGGCUUUUUAGCAACUAAAAAAAAAAAAAAAGAAUGUAAUAUUAAUUAAUUGAUAAAUGAGCUACAAAUUUAAUGAACGGGGGAUGCGAAGUGAAGCUGAAAUCUGCAUUGUGAAAACGUACUUAUGAUAAAUGCUAGUAGUAAAAUUUAAAACUUAAAAACGAAGAAACGAUUCAGCAACAACACCAAAAAACCAUUGUUAUCCUUUAGCCAAGACACCAAUCAACCAACAGAACCAUCCAGUCCAGAAAAUAAAGGGAAAUUCCCCAGAUGAGACACCAACCAACACAGUUUUGGGAAUUUCCCCAGGGCAUAAAAGACCGUUACGAAGUUCGUUUAAAAUUUAUACAAUUUUUUGUGUUUUUUGUUUGGUUUGCGAAAAGCCAACAAAACUAGUCUCAAAAAAAAAAAAAGAUGAAGAGUUAUGUAUGAGAGCUACUUAACAAAACACUGUUUUUAUUUGUUUGAUUUUGUGCGUAAUUUGUAGUUUAAGUCGAGCGUUUUUCCACCACCCUCAGCAAUCCAACUUAUUCUUGCUAAAUAUAUUUUUGUUGCCUACUUUGUUUUUAUACCUACAUAUAUAAUAUAUUUUAUGUAAUUUAUUUAUUUAUUGUAUUUAUGUAAAUGCUAUAUAAACAUACACAGACACCCCCACACAAAAACUUACACUCAGCGAAACACGAUGUGUACAUAAUGUAACUUGUUUCCGGCAGAUUCAAAAA
Messenger RNA from Drosophila gunungcola (fruit fly), 6735 nucleotides. RefSeq names its product ubiquitin carboxyl-terminal hydrolase Usp2 (gene Usp2). Gene Ontology annotation, cellular component: cytoplasm. The transcript has 12 exons. Gene Ontology annotation, biological process: protein deubiquitination. Lineage: Eukaryota; Metazoa; Arthropoda; Insecta; Diptera; Drosophilidae. Gene Ontology annotation, molecular function: cysteine-type deubiquitinase activity. The coding region runs from base 341 to 5050 and encodes 1569 amino acids. The record is from RefSeq and is a predicted model, not a curated record.